UUUUUCUUUGCUUGUCUCUUCACAAAACUUAAUUUUCACAAUUAUGAAAUAUUUUCCCUUUUUAUUUUUUUACUCGAUCUCUUCCGUCGUUUGAUGCUCUUUCCCCAUGAAAGAAAGAGAGACAAAGAAAGAUCACCAGAUUAAAGAAUUAGGUUAUCUAUUUUUUUUUUUUUUUAAAGUUUCUCACAUGUAGAUCUCUGCUAGAUUCUCUUUCCUUUCUUGUCAGCUAAAGUGGAGUUUUUGGUCUGAAAAUCUUCCAAAUCUGUUGUAUUUCUUCUUCCUCUUCUCGAAACUAAGCAUGGUUUUGUCUCUCUCUUCUUUCUGUGUAAUAAUGUUUCUUGUGUUUCCCUUAUGUACUACUAACUUCAGUUUCAUGUGCAUCAGUGCCUUCUUCUUCCUCUUCAAUAUUAAUUUGAUUUAUUUUCUCUCUCCAUAUUUCCAAUCUAUUUCUUUAUGAAAAAUUCUUGAAUCUUUUGCCGUGAAAAGAAACUAAAGAAUGUGUGCAUACAUCAAAUUAAAGAUCAAUGAAUUUGUAAAACAUAUUACACAGGCAAAAGUAUUUACAUCUUCCAGAUCUAAGAUCAUUAUGUAUAUUUGUUGUUUUCCAUUUGACCCCAUGAAGCCUUAUAGAAAUUUAUUGAAGAGAGAGGGAGAGAGAGAGAUCGUACAAGGGAUGGGGCAAAAUAAUUUGUAUCUGGGUACCAAAAAACCAUGAUGGGAAGAGGAAAGAUAGAAAUAAAGAGGAUAGAGAAUUCAACAAAUCGACAAGUGACGUUUUGCAAAAGAAGAAAUGGACUUCUGAAGAAAGCCUAUGAGCUUUCGGUCCUUUGCGAUGCAGAAGUUGCGCUCAUUGUCUUCUCCACUCGUGGCCGUCUCUAUGAGUACGCCAAUAACAACAUAAGAUCAACCAUUGAGAGAUACAAGAAAGCUUGUUCUGAUAGCACCAACACCAGCACUGUCCAAGAAAUCAAUGCCGCGUACUAUCAACAAGAAUCUGCAAAGCUGAGACAACAGAUCCAAACAAUUCAAAACUCCAACAGGAAUCUGAUGGGAGAAUCUUUGAGUUCCCUAAGUGUCAAGGAACUAAAACAAGUUGAGAAUCGCCUUGAGAAAGCUAUCUCCAGGAUCAGGUCCAAGAAGCAUGAGUUGCUUCUAGUUGAAAUCGAAAACGCGCAGAAAAGGGAGAUUGAGCUUGAUAAUGAGAAUAUCUAUCUACGAACUAAGGUAGCAGAAGUGGAGAGGUAUCAACAACACCAUCAUCAAAUGGUUAGUGGUUCAGAGAUCACCGCCAUCGAAGCUUUAGCCUCACGCAAUUACUUUGCUCAUAGUAUUAUGACUGCUGGUUCUGGUUCUGGUAAUGGAGGUUCUUACUCUGACCCCGACAAGAAAAUCCUUCAUCUCGGUUAAUCUCGUGGGUGAAAAUCGAGCUGCAAUAACGGUUUAUAAAGCUCUGCAUCUGGGGAUUCUCUACUCAGAUUUAUCUCUACAUAAAAUAUGUUUUGGUUUAUGAUAAUAAUUCAAAGUACAAUGAAGGUAUUGAUCCUUCAAGACUCAUUGGAAAUUGUGUUGUGUAAUGAUGAAGACAUACUCUG
Arabidopsis lyrata subsp. lyrata is the source of this 1592-nucleotide messenger RNA. Its product is annotated as agamous-like MADS-box protein AGL11. Lineage: Eukaryota; Viridiplantae; Streptophyta; Magnoliopsida; Brassicales; Brassicaceae. Gene Ontology annotation, molecular function: RNA polymerase II cis-regulatory region sequence-specific DNA binding; protein dimerization activity; DNA-binding transcription factor activity, RNA polymerase II-specific. Gene Ontology annotation, cellular component: nucleus. The record is from RefSeq and is a predicted model, not a curated record. Bases 712 to 1407 code for a protein of 231 amino acids. The transcript is spliced from 8 exons. Gene Ontology annotation, biological process: positive regulation of transcription by RNA polymerase II.